UGGUGCCCGAACGGUUGGAUACCAUAUACGUACGUAAGACAACAUCUGACGAUGUGAAGCAUACGCAAAGUAUAGUCGACAUGGUGAACAAAGCAUUUGGCGGAAGAGGAAAUGGAUGGGUGUCUAACAAGGAUAUCGUUUCCGGCGACAGAAUUACUUCUGAAGACAUCAAGCGAUUAAUCGCUGAAAGUGAUGGGAAAACUUCAGCCCUUUUUUGUGCAUUUAGGAAACGCUCAACGAACGGGACUCACGAUAACAGUCAAGGAACCGAAGAAGAUGAGAUCGUUGUGGGUGCAACGUCGGUAGGGCCAAACGAAGAUGGUAGCAACAGUAACAAUAAGGACGCUUGUCUUUUGCACAAUUUUGCCGUUUUACCAGAGCUACAGUCCUCUGGAGUCGGUCACAUGUUGACACGAACGACGCUAAACUAUGCCAAGAACGAACUGGGAUAUAAUGUUGCGUAUUUGCGUAUUUUUGAAGAAAAAACAAAACUGCGAGCUUGGGUUUGUCAAGUAUUUGGCUUUCAAGAAGUUGGUACUUUUGAUUAUCCCCAGCCACAUCGUCUCAAAACAAAAUCUCACUACAUUAUUCUUAAAAAAGAACUCUCAUGUACCAAUAGCUCAUUGUAGUUUUGUUGAUAACGACUACAGCAUGUAAAACUCGUUGCGUCAUUAUAAAGCUCAA
This is a messenger RNA of Zychaea mexicana, 684 nucleotides long. RefSeq lists its product as uncharacterized. The record is from RefSeq and is a predicted model, not a curated record. Gene Ontology annotation, molecular function: acyltransferase activity, transferring groups other than amino-acyl groups. The transcript has 2 exons. NCBI's taxonomy places the organism in Eukaryota, Fungi, Mucoromycota, Mucoromycetes, Mucorales, Lichtheimiaceae. Bases 81 to 629 code for a protein of 182 amino acids.